AUGACGUCUACAAUUGGUAUUCCCAUUAAGCUCCUCAAUGAAGCAGAGGGCCACAUUGUCACUCUGGAAAUCACCUCGGGCACCACCUACCGCGGCAAACUUCUCGAGGCUGAGGACAACAUGAAUGUUCAGCUCAAGGACAUUACCGUCACCGCUCGCGACGGCCGCGUCUCCCACCUCGACCAGGUCUACAUCCGUGGCUCGCACGUCCGCUUCUUCAUCGUCCCCGACAUGCUACGAAAUGCGCCCAUGUUCCGCAGCCGAAAUGUCCGUGGUCGCGGUGUCGGUCUGGCUAGAGGUCGUGCCACUGUCAGUCGUGCUAGGGCCGGUGGAAGGCGGUAA
Messenger RNA from Geosmithia morbida, 342 nucleotides. Its product is annotated as small nuclear ribonucleoprotein D3. The transcript has 3 exons. Lineage: Eukaryota; Fungi; Ascomycota; Sordariomycetes; Hypocreales; Bionectriaceae. Bases 1 to 342 code for a protein of 113 amino acids. Gene Ontology annotation, molecular function: RNA binding. Gene Ontology annotation, biological process: RNA processing; spliceosomal snRNP assembly. Gene Ontology annotation, cellular component: commitment complex; SMN-Sm protein complex; spliceosomal tri-snRNP complex. The record is from RefSeq and is a predicted model, not a curated record.